This is a messenger RNA of Naegleria fowleri, 732 nucleotides long. RefSeq lists its product as uncharacterized. The record is from RefSeq and is a predicted model, not a curated record. Lineage: Eukaryota; Heterolobosea; Eutetramitea; Acrasida; Naegleriidae. The transcript has a single exon. Bases 1 to 732 code for a protein of 243 amino acids.
AUGAGUUUGUUGGUGACCCUUGGACUGGCUCAACCGGCAUCAUCAUCACCAUCACCACCCACUCUACUACUACCAAGUACGUUGUCAACCUCCAGUGGUAAUGGUUGUGGUAUGAUUGGUAGUAGUUCGACGAAUCAUCAUCUCCAUGGAGCGUCGUCUUCUUUGGUGUUGUUGGGCAGUACUAAUAGUAGCCGACCACCAUUGGCUUCUUCUUUCAUUCCCAAAAGCAAUACAUGUUCGACCAUGGUUCUUCAAGAUACAAAAAGCAAGGCACUUCCAAACAGGAGCACGACCGGGAGUGCUGCUUCUACUACUACUACUACCACUACCAUAUUCUCUCGUCGGAAGUUUGUUUCUUCUUCUUGUCUGGAUUCCUGCAACGAAAGGAACACAACCUCCAUCAACAAUGGUCAUCAUGAAGGAGAAUUACAACACAAACAGAAAAGCAGCAAGAACAACAAUAGUUGUAUUAAUACAACGACCACAACAACAAGCAACACAAAGCAUGGUAUUCAUCAUUCUUCCUCUCUCUUUUUCAACAAACAUUUAAAGUAUAUCGGCUACAAACUCCAUGUCCUUCUCCUCUCGAGUAUUCGAUGGAGCGUGAUGAUUUUCUCGGGAUGUAUGGCUGGCAAUAUUCUCUCCACGUUCCUUCCACUCUUCUUUAUUCUUUGCUUAUGUGUGGGUAUUAGCAUUGUAUUUGUUGCCAUUAUGAAGACUUUGGCACCUUAA